Molecule: messenger RNA, 3839 nt
Organism: Sapajus apella (tufted capuchin)
Lineage: Eukaryota; Metazoa; Chordata; Mammalia; Primates; Cebidae
Gene: IDUA
Product: alpha-L-iduronidase
Exons: 13
Coding region: 65-2050 (661 amino acids)
Biological process (GO): carbohydrate metabolic process
Molecular function (GO): L-iduronidase activity
Source: RefSeq, a predicted model, not a curated record
UCCGACCCGGAGGCGGAACCGGCGGUGCGGCCCGAAGCUCCGCAGUCCCCGAGCGCGCCCGGCCAUGCGCCCCCCGCGCCCCCGCGCUGCGCUGCUCGCGCUCCUGGCCGCGCUCCUGGCCGCGCCCCCGGUGGCCCUGGCCGAGGCCCCGCACCUGGUGCGGGUGGACGCGGCCCGCGCGCUGUGGCCCCUGCGGCGCUUCUGGAGGAGCACGGGCUUCUGCCCUCCACUGCCACACAGCCAGGCUGACCAGUACGUCCUCAGCUGGGACCAGCAGCUCAACCUCGCUUAUGUGGGCGCCGUCCCUCACCGUGGCAUCGAGCAGGUCCGGACCCACUGGCUGCUGGAGCUUGUCACCACCAGGGGCUCUACUGGAUCAGGCCUGAGCUACAACUUCACCCACCUGGACGGGUACCUGGAUCUUCUUAGGGAGAACCAGCUCCUCCCAGGGUUUGAGCUGAUGGGCAGCCCCUCCGGCCACUUCACCGACUUUGAGGACAAGCAGCAGGUGUUUGAGUGGAAGGACUUGGUCUCCAGCCUCGCCAGGAGAUACAUCGGUAGGUACGGACUGGCGCAUGUUUCCAAGUGGAACUUCGAGACGUGGAACGAGCCAGACCACCACGACUUUGACAACGUCUCCAUGACCAUGCAAGGCUUCCUGAACUACUACGAUGCUUGCUCCGAGGGUCUGCGCACUGCCAGCCCUGCCCUGCGGCUGGGCGGCCCCGGGGACUCCUUCCACCCCCCACCGCGAUCCCCGCUGAGCUGGGGCCUCCUGCGCCACUGCCACAACGGCACCAACUUCUUCACUGGAGAGGCGGGCGUGCGGCUGGACUAUAUCUCCCUCCACCGAAAGGGUGCACGCAGCUCCAUCUCCAUCCUGGAGCAAGAGAAGGCCGUGGCGCAGCAGAUCCGGCAGUUCUUCCCCAAGUUCGCGGACACCCCCAUUUACAAUGACGAGGCUGACCCGCUGGUGGGCUGGUCCCUGCCGCAGCAGUGGAGGGCCGACGUAACCUACGCGGCUAUGGUGGUGAAGGUCAUUGCCCAGCACCAGAACCUGCUGCUGGCCAACACCAGCUCCGCCAUCCCCUACGCGCUCCUGAGCAACGACAACGCCUUCCUGAGUUACCACCCGCACCCCUUCGCGCAGCGCACCCUCACCGCGCGCUUCCAGGUCAACAACACCCGCCCGCCGCACGUGCAGCUGCUGCGGAAGCCGGUGCUCACCGCCCUGGGGCUGCUGGCGCUGCUGGACGAAGAGCAGCUCUGGGCCGAGGUGUCGCGGGCCGGGAAGGUUCUGGACAGCAACCACACGGUGGGGGUCCUGGCCAGCGCCCACCGCCCGGAGGGCCCGGCCGACGCCUGGCGCGCCGCGGUGCUGAUCUACGCGAGCGACGACACCCGCGCCCACGCCAACCGCAGCGUCCCAGUGACCCUGUGGCUGAACGGGGUGCCCCCCGGCCCGGGUGAGCCAGGGUCCCAGGGAGUUCUCUGCCCCGCGGUGGCUCUGGAGGGGGCGGGGCCUGGAGGGGGCGGGGCCUGGAGGGAGUUGGACCUGAAGGGGCGUCCUCAGUCCGCCUGGAGAACACGGAGGACCCGCCACUGCGCGCAGGACCCUGUGGCCGAGGCCCCGCAGCCCUUCCCCGCCGGCGGCCGCCUGACCCUGCGCCCUGCGCUGCCGCUGCCGUCGCUCCUGUUGGUGCACGUGUGCGCGCGCCCUGAGAAGCCGCCUGGCCAGGUCACGAGGCUCCGCGUUCUGCCCCUGACCCGAGGGCAGCUGGUUCUGGUCUGGUCGGAUGAGCACGUGGGCUCCAAGUGCCUGUGGACAUAUGAGAUCCAGUUCUCCCAGGAUGGCAAGGUGUACACCCCGGUCAGUAGGAAGCCGUCAAACUUCAACCUGUUUGUGUUCAGCCCCGACACAGGUGCUGUCUCCGGCUCCUACCGAGUUCGAGCCCUGGACUACUGGGCCCGGCCAGGCCCCUUCUCAGACUCCGUGCGGUACCUGGCAGCCCCUGUGCCGGGAGGGCCACCCACCCCCAAUAACCCGUGAACCUGUGCUGAGCCCCGAUGGGCUGCACCCAGCAGCCAGCCGGCCAGGCUGCUUUGCUCCCCUCCGCCACCACCCUUUACAAAAUACUUUUAUAUUUUAUUUUUUUCUUUCGUAUCUUGGUACCAACACCCCCCUUAAAGUGGCUUUAGUCUCAGGCUAAGGCCCUAGGCACAUUUGAGGGUGGCCACAAGGGUAAACCCCAGCGGCUGAACUCCUGAGGACCCACCUGGAGCGAGGCCUGUUUCCUCUCCGUUCCCUCUCAAAAUGCCCCCAAUCCUGGACCGGAAGUGUGUUGAGCCCGUGGAGGGCUGGGGGCCUGUCCCUGGGCCAGGCUGGGGAGCCAGCUCAGCCCUGCCCACCCAGGGGUUUCUGCCCGGGAUCCUUUGCUUUCUUGCUUGUUCUGCAGAGUGGGGAGCUGAGGCCCCAUGAGGGAAGACCCCUGUACCCCAGCAGGGUGGAGGGUGGGGUGGGGGUACCCCGUAGGGGCACCCCUUGCAGCCCAGGCUGUGGCCAGCAGCAGUGUCCACCAUGGUCUGUGUCUCCUCACCACGACUGUCCUGGCUCCAGAUUUGAGACGUGGCAGGGCCAGAUGAGGACAAUUUGGUGACUGUUUACAGAGAUGGAGGCAGGGUACCAGGAAGCCACGGAGCAGGGUUGUCCCCAGGGGCACUCACCAGUCCAGGCAAGGCUGGGUGCCCUGGUGAGGAGUAGGGACCUUCUACCCAGGGGUGUGGCCAGGAGCCCGGGAACCAAGGUCCUUCUCUCUCUUCCCUUGCUCCAGCAGCCUCCAGGGCUACCCUUGGUGGCACUCAGCCAAAGGGCUGGGGCACAGGGACCCCACAGCUUCCUCUGGAGGCUGUCUGGGGCUCUGGUGGGGUUGGGGGGCUGAGCCCACUGGCUUCACUGUAUCUCCCAAAGCCCAUGUCCCUUGCCUGCUCCCAACCAAUGUGGGCCCCCAAAGUGCUGGAGUGGGACAGAGACCCCACGAGGGACCCUCCCCUCACUCUUGGACCUGGGUGUUGUGGCUUUUGGCAAAAAUGGCCACAUAUAUUCCAAGUUUAUCCCUCAGCUGGGAUUCCUGGUGUGAGCCUGGCCCCCAGGGUGGUAGGCUGGACCCUCCUCUGGAGGCAAGGUAGAGGUCAGCAGGGGGUCCUGAGGCCCCACGGCACUGGCACCAGUAUUGGCUGAAUGGCAAAGCUGCAUAUCUCUCCUUCCCCAAGAGGCUCUGUCUCCGUCACCUUCCCUGGCGGCCACCAGCUUGCUGACAAGUCCCCACCCUCCAGUCUCACUGAUGGGGCCACUUUGGCCUUCGCUGAGAGUGGGUUAGGCUUGAGGCCAUGCCAAGAACCAGGGAAGCCCACGCUGGCUGUCAGCUUACACACAGCCUUGUCCCUGCCGCUGGGUACUUUGUGCCUGGGUCCCUGGAGCAGUUGCUGGGUGGCAGGAUGAGACUGCAUUUGACGUCCCCUGUCCACAGGACCUCCAGAGAGUGGCUGCCCUCUGGACAAAUGCAGGCACCUCUGUGGGAUGUGGGACCCUCACUCUGCCUGUUCUGCCAGCCCAGGGCUUGCCUCUUCCCCAAGCUUCUCAUCUUCAUCUCCUGAGUCUGGCCAACCUUUCCAUGGAUGCUGCCCGUGGUGGCGGCGAGGGUGGCUGGAUGUGCCACCUUGGUUCUGCUGUGGGGCAUCUCUUCCGUCUUCCAGGGCCAGCCCCCCCGCUAUGAUGCUGUGCCUGUCCCCUUCCGGGUGACAGUGUGCACCCUGCAUCCAUAAACCGCCUCUGCACUUUC